GUUGCAUCGGAAGAGUAGUAGUAGGAGAGAGGGAGAGAAGUGGUUGACCCUUUCUUUCCACCUUAUGCUAGAUUUAGUGAUGGAUUUAACGGAAAGUGGGGGUGCAGCAGAUAUAUCUCCGGAGGACAAGGAGGAAUCCCCAAAAGACACGACGCUGCCACGUUUCGAUGGGCGUAAGGCAGAGAAUGGAUCUUGUUGUGGUAAUCAAGUUGUGGGCCUCGGCUGUGGAGAACGUGUGGAUAUUAACAAGUCGCCGGGCGAACCGAAUCCGCCGAAUGGGAAACCAAUCGGAAUUGGAAUUGGAAUUGGAAUUGGAAUCGGAAUUGGAAUCGAGGAGCAGCCAGUGGAGCUUCAGCCACCUUCGAUUACCACCGCCACAAUUGAGUCUCCGCCACAAUCACCAUCACCACCCCCACCCCCAUCGGGAGUCACGCCAAAGCUUCCAACAACCACCGCCAGCAAAGGUUAUGGUCUGAGGAAAUGGAGAAGAAAACGCAGAGAUUAUCCAAAGGACGAAAGCGGUGUUAUGGAUCUCAAUAGGAUAUUGAAGAGGGGUCUUUCCAUUGUUGCUGAACCUGCUGAGAUCAAGCCUAAGAGCGAGGGAUCUGUUGCGUCGUUUGCUAAUUCAUCCGUGAAGAGCCCCUCUGUUCCCAGUGUUUCUGCCAUCAAGGGCUCCAAUUCAGAUUCAAGGUUGGCGGCCGGGUCCACUUUCCCCGUCUGUACGGAUUCUGAGAACAGCGAGGAGGACCGAAGUAGCAAAUCUUCCACCGCCGCCAGUGCCCCCAAAUUGAGGUACGAUGUGCCUCUAUCGAUGGGAGGAUCCUCCUCCUCCUCCUCGCGAGACAAAAGCAAGAUCAGGAAUCUGAAGGGGAAUACUUCAGCUGGUGCUGGUCACAAGGUCCAACAGGGGAAGAGUAGGAUUGAGACCAGUAAAAAGCCUAAAGCAGAAAGGUUUAAAAUUGACAAGGAAAACUCAUAUUCGAGCCUGGAAUCCGACUCCAGAAGCUCUAAUGUUCUCUUUGCACAAAUGGAAAGUUUUUCUCGGAUUAGUAAUGGCAGACACAGUAAAAUAUUAUCCAACUAUGAUGGAGAAAACAGUGAUGAAGCCUAUGUAAGUGAGAUGCAGUCUAGCGAAGAAGUUCCAACGGAUUAUGGCAAGGAAAAUGGAGUAGAAGUAGAAUUUGUUUCACAACAUGAUGUAGCUGCUGAUGUAUCAUCGGAGGUGAAGGAAGAGGAAAGUGAUGAUCAUCAGCCCACAGCAGAUCAGGAUCCUUUGGCUGAUUCUAUUUUUUCACUGCUGUCAGUGCAGGAGUCACUUGAAAGAGAAGUAGAAAAGUUCAGAGAGAUCGGGUGGGAAAAUGUUUUUCAGGCUAAUGAGUCCAUUCCCAGUCAUCGCUUCCGUGCAGGGUUUGCUUCCGUUGACCCAGAAACCAGUGAAGUUCAGGUAAAUGGAUUGAAACAGAGUGUAAGUCGUCCUGUGAGCAAUCCUGAAGGGGCAUCAGCUGUCCUCAAGGUGAAGGAAAGUAGAGUUGAGUCAUUGAAAGAAGAAUCAGGGAGCACUCUAAAGUCCACACAGGAAUUUAGACAGUUGGAGAUCGAGCUUGAGGAUCUGAUUAAGCAAAAGAUUGAAGCUGAAGUCGAAUAUCUGGUUAUUACUAGAUCAACCCAGAAUUUGAAAGUUGCCACAGUAGACCGUGUCUCACUCAUUGAGGAACAGAAGUCUUUGGUUGGAGAGCAAACCCAGAUGCUUCGAAAGCUCAGAGAUGCAGAAAGUAAUGCUGUGUUUUUGAAGAGGCAGGCGGAGGAGUUAGAGGCGUCUUGUGAGGAGUUGCUGGGGACUGAAGAGGUUUUGGGGUUGCACAAUGGGGUUUGUAAGGUUACAUUUUGCUUUCUUAUCCAGUUGUUUUUGCUGUUUAUAGCCUUGGGGAUAUUUCUCUUGCAGCUGUUGCCCCAUUCUGCGGGGUCUGUACCCACUUAAGCGUGUAAACAAGAAUUCCGUUUUGUAUUCUCGUGACUAGGAAAAUUUCAAUGUUUUUUAAAAAUUUCUAGACAACAA
Messenger RNA from Telopea speciosissima, 2056 nucleotides. Its product is annotated as WPP domain-interacting protein 1-like. Bases 65 to 1978 code for a protein of 637 amino acids. The transcript is spliced from 2 exons. Lineage: Eukaryota; Viridiplantae; Streptophyta; Magnoliopsida; Proteales; Proteaceae. The record is from RefSeq and is a predicted model, not a curated record.